AAGGAAGAGAGAAAGAGGACGGUGGAGCAAACGGGAUCGAGACGGAGGGCUCGCCGGAUAAUUUAUUGCGGUUAACAUCUUCCAAAAAGAAGAGAGAGUGAGAGUUUAGAGACAAAUUUUCUCCGAUCUCACCGGAUCAGACGCUGUAUUGUGUCAUAUCCGCCGCCUAGUUUUGAAAUCUCCGAGCUCAAAGAGGUGGAUGGGCCAUGGCUGAGCCGGAAUCAGUAAACGGAGUGAAAGAGAACAAGUUAUGGAAAGGUGUAUUCGCAGUUUCCGGCAUUAUGUCUACUCUUGUUAUCUAUGGUGUUCUUCAGGAGAAGAUAAUGAGAGUUCCUUAUGGAGUAAACAAGGAGUAUUUUAAGCACUCUUUGUUUCUUGUUUUCUGCAAUAGACUCACUACAUCAGCUGUCUCUGCUGGUGCUUUACUGGCAAGCAAGAAAGUUUUGGAUCCUGUAGCUCCAGUUUAUAAAUAUUGCCUUAUAUCAGUGACUAACAUCUUAACCACAACAUGCCAAUAUGAGGCUCUCAAGUAUGUGAGCUUCCCAGUCCAAACUCUUGCUAAAUGUGCCAAGAUGAUUCCUGUAAUGGUAUGGGGAACACUCAUCAUGCAGAAGAGGUACAAGGGCUUUGACUACUUAGUGGCUUUUCUUGUGACCCUUGGCUGUUCUGUAUUUAUUCUUUUCCCGGCCGGAGAUGAUGUUAGUCCAUACAAUAAGGGAAGGGAAAAUACUGUUUGGGGUGUUUCCCUUAUGGCUGGUUAUCUCGGGUUUGAUGGCUUUACAAGCACAUUCCAAGACAAACUUUUUAAGGGAUAUAAUAUGGAGAUACAUAACCAAAUAUUCUACACAACACUUUGUUCUUGUGUUCUGAGUUUCACUGGACUCAUAUUGCAAGGGCAUUUACUCCCAGCUGUAGAUUUUGUUUCUCUGCAUAGGGAUUGUUUACUCGACAUCGCUCUGCUUUCCACAGUUGCAACAGCAAGUCAGUUCUUCAUUUCUUACACAAUUAGGACAUUUGGUGCUCUAACAUUCGCUGCAAUCAUGACGACGAGACAGCUUGCAAGCAUCAUGCUCUCAUGCAUUUGGUUUUCUCAUCCUCUUAGCUGGGAGCAAUGUAUCGGAUCGGUCAUCGUUUUCGGGUCUUUAUACGCGAAAACCUUAAUGAACAAGAACAAAAAAUCACAAACGCAGCCACCGCCUCCAGAGCUUCCUCAAUACCAAAAGGCUGAGAACUCUUAACGGAAUAUUUAACACCAUUAAGAGGUUUUUGCUCUUGAUAUAUCCCUCGGAACAAAAGAAAAGGAAACUAGCCUUUAGGGAACUGAAACUAGGAUUCAUAUUAUCUAUUUGUUUCAUCUUUCUAUAAAAUUUUGUUGGAGAGUUAGUUAUAUAUCGUAUUAUGAAUAGAUGAGUUUACUCCUUUGUGGAUGAAAUUUGAGUUUCUUGUUGGUUA
This is a messenger RNA of Capsella rubella, 1452 nucleotides long. RefSeq names its product UDP-galactose/UDP-glucose transporter 5B. Gene Ontology annotation, cellular component: endoplasmic reticulum membrane; Golgi membrane. Gene Ontology annotation, molecular function: 3'-phosphoadenosine 5'-phosphosulfate transmembrane transporter activity. The record is from RefSeq and is a predicted model, not a curated record. Gene Ontology annotation, biological process: transmembrane transport. The transcript is spliced from 12 exons. NCBI's taxonomy places the organism in Eukaryota, Viridiplantae, Streptophyta, Magnoliopsida, Brassicales, Brassicaceae. Bases 207 to 1238 code for a protein of 343 amino acids.